This is a messenger RNA of Lodderomyces theae, 1476 nucleotides long. RefSeq lists its product as uncharacterized. The record is from RefSeq and is a predicted model, not a curated record. Bases 1 to 1476 code for a protein of 491 amino acids. The transcript has a single exon. Gene Ontology annotation, molecular function: RNA binding. Lineage: Eukaryota; Fungi; Ascomycota; Pichiomycetes; Serinales; Debaryomycetaceae.
AUGUCGAAUCUAGAUGAUGAUGAAGCCCUCUUUGAGGACUUGUACGAUGACGAUAAAACAAGCAACAAAAAGGACGCACAAGAGGCGUCCGUGUUAGAUAAAAAAGCAGAGGAAAAUAAGCAAGGUGCUGAGGAAGGAGUGGAAGCCAUUGGAGAGGGUGCCACAAGUGAAACACCCACAGGUACAGCGGCAGAAGCUGCUGCUCAAACUGAAGAUGACACCCAACUGGGGCUGGGUGCUCCACCACCACCUCCACCACCACCGCCUCCAGCAAAUGAAACUUCUCAAGUACCAUCAGAAGCUCAAACUGGAGAGCAAACUCAGCAAGCCCAGCCAGGACAAGCAGCAAUGCCUUCCUUCCCAUUUGAUCCGGCCCAAUUUGCCCAGAUUGCUAGUAUGCUUCAAAUGCAGGGCCAGAUGCCAGGACAAGUACCAGGGCAAGUACCAGGACAGACACAGGCUAAUAUCCCACCACCACCACCCAAGCAGUCUGUGUCCGAAAUUGGAAAAGAGAGCGGUAAAAUGUUUAUUGGUGGGCUCAACUGGGACACAACAGAGGAAGGAUUGGUGAAUUAUUUUUCAAAAUUUGGAGAAAUUACCGAUUACACGAUUAUGAAGGAUAAUGCCACUGGAAGGUCAAGAGGGUUUGGAUUUUUGACAUUUAAAGACCCGAGCGCUGUAGACAUAGUUAUCAAACAAGAACACAUACUUGAUGGUAAACUAAUUGAUCCGAAACGUGCCAUUUCGAGAGAAGAUCAAGACCGUGUUGGUAAGAUCUUCAUUGGAGGUAUCGAUCCAAUGGUUUCAGAAGAUGAAUUUAAUGAUUUUUUCUCCAAGUUUGGCACUAUCAUCGACUGUCAAUUGAUGAUUGACAAAGAUACUGGAAGAUCAAGAGGUUUUGGGUUUAUUACGUUCGACUCUCCCGAUGCUGUUGAUAGAGUGUGUGUUAAUAAGUAUUUAACUUUGAAAGGAAAAGCUAUGGAGGUUAAACGUGCAGCUCCAAGAGGACAACAUAAUCAACAAAUGAUGAUGCAGCAGCAGCAGCAAGCCCAACAACAGGGCGGCCAAUAUUACAACCCUUAUGGUGCAAGUCAAUACGGACAGAUGUAUUCACAAAUGAACCCAGCCAUGAACCCAGCCAUGAACCCAGCCAUGAAUCAGUGGUAUCAAUGGUAUAUGUUUCAGCAGGCUCAGGCCCAGCAACAAGCAGGCUCUUCAGAUUCACCCCCAGCACAGCCUCUCAACCCACAACAACAGGAAGAUGAAGCAGAUGCAGAUGAAUCUGGUAAUGCGGCUGGAAGGAACUCAGCCUCGGACUCUCCACAAGCUGGAGAAGAAGGCGCUUAUCCAACGAGACCAAACAUUCCACGCGGUCCAAAGAGACCCAAUGGUCCCUCAAGCUUCAGAGGAAGAGGCGGCUACAGAAGAGGUAGGGGUGGAUUCCAUCCGUAUCAAAGAGGGGGAAGAAGGUACUGA